Messenger RNA from Phaeoacremonium minimum UCRPA7, 846 nucleotides. Its product is annotated as putative geranylgeranyl transferase type-2 subunit alpha protein. The record is from RefSeq and is a predicted model, not a curated record. The coding region runs from base 1 to 846 and encodes 281 amino acids. Gene Ontology annotation, cellular component: cytoplasm; Rab-protein geranylgeranyltransferase complex. The transcript has 4 exons. Gene Ontology annotation, molecular function: Rab geranylgeranyltransferase activity. Lineage: Eukaryota; Fungi; Ascomycota; Sordariomycetes; Togniniales; Togniniaceae. Gene Ontology annotation, biological process: protein geranylgeranylation.
AUGGCGAGUCAUUUCGUAGCUCGCACAAUCCGGAACCGCACCGAAGAGCAGAAGGCACAAGAGCUCGAGAAGAUCAACAAGUAUCGCGAACUCGAGGAGGAAGUGCGAGCCAAUAUCGCAAAGAACAACUUCACCCCCGAGGUCUUCCAGCUGACGUCGAAGCUGCUGCGCCUGAACCCGGAAUACUACACGAUAUGGAACGUCCGCAGGCCGUCCUCCUCCUCUUCGUCGACCGCGAUCCAGCCCGACCCCGCGCCCCCGACAGCUGGGAGGAGUGGUACAAUAGCUGAUAAGGACUCCGCCGUGUCUGUCGCCGGAGAGAACGGAAACAGUGCGGGCGAAGACGAUGCAAACAAGACGGCCGCGGAUGCGGAGAAUGACUUGGGUAUACUCAAGAAUGAGUUGGGCUUCACAAUACCGCUGCUGAUGGAGUUCCCGAAGUGCUACUGGAUAUGGAAUUAUAGAUCAUGGCUGCUUCAGGAGGCGAUCAAGCGGUUAGACGUACCAGUAGCACGGCGUAUAUGGGAAGAGGAACUCGGCUUGGUGUCGAAAAUGCUCAACAAAGACAAAAGGAAUUUCCAUGCGUGGGGCUACAGGCGAGAAGUGGUCAAGCAGCUCGAGAGCGCCGUUCUCAACGGCAAGAGCAUGGUCGAAUCGGAGUUCGAGUACACAUCAAAGAUGAUCCGUGGUGAUUUGUCCAACUUCUCUGCUUGGCACAACCGAAGCAAGCUCAUUCCACGCCUUCUGGACGAAAGGGGCGCCGACGACCCGGAUAGAAAGGGCUUUCUUGACAAGGGUAAGUCCUGGAGCUCCGGAUGCAUAACUACCCCCUUCACAAAUGGCUGA